Messenger RNA from Helicoverpa armigera (cotton bollworm), 1889 nucleotides. RefSeq names its product G-protein coupled receptor Mth2. The transcript has 8 exons. Gene Ontology annotation, cellular component: membrane. The record is from RefSeq and is a predicted model, not a curated record. Gene Ontology annotation, biological process: G protein-coupled receptor signaling pathway; cell surface receptor signaling pathway. Lineage: Eukaryota; Metazoa; Arthropoda; Insecta; Lepidoptera; Noctuidae. Gene Ontology annotation, molecular function: G protein-coupled receptor activity. The coding region runs from base 100 to 1500 and encodes 466 amino acids.
AUAUAUUACUACAUAUACCUCAUUACAGUUUGAUCGCUUGUACUCUUCAUACAAUAUGUCAUAAUAUUUCAAUUAAUUCUCGACAAAUAAACGAAUAAAAUGUACCAACAGUGUUUAAUUUUGUUAGCGGUCACGUCGACAGUUUUAUGUGAUAAAGAGAAAUAUGUGAAUAAAUGUUGUGAUUCAGACCAAUAUUUGGGCCCAAGAAAAAUAUGUAAGCAAAUUGAAUACAAGACCAAUAUGAGAUUUUCUCAAAUCAAAGUGUACGACGAAAAUAAAAACCACAUAGGGAAGUCCGUGGAAGAUGUAUUUCGUAUAAUUCCAAACAGAUUUGACAAUGAUACGUUCAAAAAGGGCACUGUCAAUGUAGAGCGGCUGAAUUUCAAGACUUAUAUUACUGAGACUGGAGUUCUUAUCAUGGAGUUGCCAAACGCCUACGAUCGCUACACGUAUAUAAAUGUCAAGGACUACUGCAUUGAUUACAGUCUUGAUCCUAAAACUAAUAAAACGACAGUUCCAGAGUAUAGAGUAGUAUUACCCAUAAAUGAUAACCAAGGAAACCUGGAAAGCAAAGCCUACGUGGCUAUGAUGAUAUCCUGUUUCUUCAUGAUGCUGGUGUUGAUAGUAUACAGUUUGCUGAAGCGGCUCCGAAACUUAUCGGGUUUGGUGCUCAUGUCUUACAUCAGCAGUUUGUUCUUAGCUUUCGCGCUGUUAAUCGAUCUUCAAAUGAAUCCGUCUACUAAAGAAAAAUGCCUAAUGUUGACGCUGGGCAUCUAUUACUUCUUCCUGGCGUCGUUCUGUUGGAUGAACGUCAUGUCCUUUGAUAUAUGGUGGGGUGUGAGACGCCCGACGCAGAUGUCAACGUUUUCGAGAAGAAAGAAGCUCUCCCGGUUUCUGAAGUACAGUCUAUAUGCUUGGGGAGUCCCACUUUGUACGACUAUCUUUUUCGUGGUAGUAAACUCAGUAGACAUGAGUGACUACCCAUGGUUCGUCACACCGGGUGUACCCGAUAGGGGUUGUUUUCUUUUAGGUGGCGUCAAGCUCCUGUACCUGUAUUACCCUUUGCUGAUACUGAACUUCUGCAAUUGGCUGUUCUUCGUAUUGACCUUGUGGGGCUUUCUGGCCCACAAUCGACGGACGAAUGUGCUGGAUACGGCGGCUGCAGGCAGUCAGCAGAAACAUCGUCAACUGAAGAACCAAUUAAUCCUCUACUCCAAGCUGUAUGUGGUGAUGGGCUUAAAUUGGGUGCUAGAAGUAAUAAGUUUCAUGUACCCUGACAUCAAACUGCUGUGGCAAAUAACAGACUAUUACAACAUCCUUAUAGGAGUAUCAAUAUUUAUAAUAUUCGUUUGCAAGAAGAAAGUAUUGGAGGAAAGUCAACGAUGUCUGGGGACAAAGCUAAGGGGUUUGCAUUCGUCUUUUGUUAAUUUUCGAAGCAAAGAAGCGAAUCCAAGUGGCAUUUCCAUGUCUGUGAGACCGACAAGGAUUACAUCACUAUAGUGCCAUACCAGAAACGGCUGUCUAAAACAUAGUUCUAAUUUAAUACGCUUUAAAGAUCUCAACAUUUUUUUUGUAAAGUAUCGGAAAUAUAAAGAAACGCAAGGGAUAUUUUGUCGACGUUUAUAUUAUUAAUUAGAAUGAAGUAGUUUGAAUUUCGCCCAACGCAUCUGUCAUAUUUAUGCAGCAGAUUACAGUUUCGCAUUUAACAGUCACAAUUCUAAGAAUGUACAGCGCAAUUCCUUAUAGCGUUUCCAGCCUUCCUAGAGGAUUACGUCGCGUGUGUAAGUGUGUACGCUUGACUCGCGCGAUCGAUCUGUAUUACUUAUACUUACCAAUUCUUAUACUUAUAUUAAAUUUACGUGUCAUAAGUAAAUACAGAACAUAUAUAA